AACACACAUAGACAGCGUUUGAAUCCAAAAUUGUAAAUCCAUCUCUUCCUCCUUUCUCUCUUCUCAUAUGGACGGCAUAAGACAAGCACUUAUAACAAGUUUAUUUCCUCCAGGGUCAUCAGAGAAGCUGAUUAUCCAUGUUAAAACAUAUAAAGAUAUUCAGUCCUCUGAGACAAGUAAAGACAUUAAAGGAACACCUCGAUAUUUAUGCUUAUCACAAAAAAGGAAUACAAUACGACUAUCAAAAGUAAAAAGAAACCAGAACGGGGCAUUUAGUAUUGGAAAAGUAUGGGCACUAGAUGACAUUAAACAAAUUCAGAUUGUCGAUGCUCAUCAAUUCUCCAUCACACUCAACAAAGUAUAUCUGUGGGCGGUUGAAAAGAGCAAAGAUAAGAUGAUAUUUUUGGCCUUUUUAAUAGAUUUCUGUAGACGCUAUGCCAGUCGUAUGCCGAAACUUGUCAAUAUUGAUGAAUCACGUAUCCUGCGAUUUUUGGCUGAUCCUGCUGCACCUACAUUAAACGAUGAACCCUCUACUUCACCUACAGCCAGCACCAGCCAUCUAGUUGAAACGCCUAUUUCGCCUAUGCCAAAGAUAUCUUCACCAAUAACCCCUACAGUUACUUCCCCUGUUUCUGCAUCUAUUACAGAGACGCACGAAUCGAGAGUAAAUGAUGAACGUCGAGCAAGAGAAGCAAAACGAGAACGAGAAAAGAGAGAGAAAAAAGCUCAAGAAGAAAAGGAGAGACAAAAAAAGGCAGAAGAGAUCCAGAAUAAACUAGCUGAACGUGCUUUCUUGAUGAAUGUAGAGGAAUUAUUGAUAGAUUUCAAUUGGAAAGCAAAUGGAAAUGCGGCAGUGCUUGAAAAACAACUGUUGGGUGAAUUACAUGCGCUAGAAGCUGCCAAUGUUCAUGCUGUCAUACAAUCCGAUGAGAGAGUAAGAUCUAUUGUGGAUCAUAUCGACAAAUCAUUAGCUGAACUAGAUAGAAUGGAAAGCUGGUUAUCGCUUUAUGCUGCAGAGCUUAAUAGUAUGGGAGAUGAUAUACGUGAAAUCGAAAUACAAAAUAGAGCACUUCAAAUAUUGAACACAAAUCAGCUGGCACUCAUGUCCGAGCUUGAUAACUUACUUAAUGCUAUUUCUAUACCCAAACGAUGUUUGGAUAGCUUGCAAUUUGAUCCAAUGGAUACAACUGAUGAUGUGAUUCGCAUUCAAGAAUCAGCAGAGACACUACAAAAGAUAUUAAAGACAAAGCUACCUGAUGGAUUACAAGACUUGGCUGCUGUACAAGAACGAUUAGAGGCAUAUAACGUGCAUGGAAAUCGGUUUAGUGAACGAGUUUUCAAGUUUUUAAAGGAUCAAUUUGAACAACAGGCCAGAUUAUAUCAAGAAAAGAGAAUAAAAUCCUCACCUACAGGGAACAGGAAAAACCAAACACUAUCAAUUACUACACAACCUCAUGAAACAAUAGAAAAUCACUUGAUAAAGUUCCAAGGCUUCAACCUUUGGGAAAAGGAAAUGGAGCCAAGGAUGUAUAAUGAACUACAACGAUGCUAUGCUCAAGCAGUAGCGCCAUUAUAUGAACGCGAUAUACGAGAACUGAUUGAGACCAUACGUGGUUUUUAUACAACAUUAAGAAAAAGGGAUGUCGAUGAGCUCGAGUACUUAUUUAAACCUGAGGAAUCUCGUCCUGCUCGUGCAUUAGCGUAUGCACCUACAUUAGGUACCGAAAACUUGAAGCCACACCGGUAUCGUCAUAUGUUGCGUGGUUCUACGGAUGGCGCAUCAAGUAAUCGAUCUAGCAUUGACGAAGAUGAGAAGGCUGCAGAUGAGGCUUUUGGACAAAUGAUGAAUCAAGCUAUUAUGCUUAUUUGUAGAGAACAGAACUACAUGAGUGACCUGUUUGAACUGGCGACUACACGAUCAUUCUUGGAACGUGGUAUGGUUUACUCACAGGUACCAAACAAGGCAGACCUGUAUAGUCGUCGAGACAAGAUCAGAGAUGUAAAAAUAUCAAAAAAGAUUUUAUCAUGGAUGGAAGUGAUUUUCGAAACAAUGGAGCCCAACAUGGUUAGUCUUUUAGAAUAUGGUGUCAAAUCUGAUCCAACAUUGGCUGUGAGCAUGUUAGCUGCUGUCGAAUAUCAACAAGAAAAAUGGGAAGGCUCUGAUCAAGAGUUUGCUCUAAAAGUAUGUGCUUCCUUGUCUCAGCGGCUGAUGCGUAUGUUUGAAAGCUUUAUCAGCGACCAAACACGAAUUAUUGAAGAAAUAAAAGUAAGCAGCAAGAAACGAAGAGGCGUUUUAAGCUUCUUCAGGACGUUCCCUCUCUUUGCUAUGCGAUUAGAAGUUGCAGCUGCUCACGUUCAACCAGAGUCAGCAACGCGAUCUGUAGUGAAUGAAGCGUAUGAAAAGGUAAUACAGACCAUGAUGGCAAGUUUAGAUAGUAUUGCACGAGAAAGCGAUCAGACAGGAGAUGACAAAGAGCAAUUAAAUGCAACCAUAAUGUAUAUUGAAAAUAUGCACCAUAUGUACCACACCUUGCGUACAAACAAGUUACAUGUCUUGGAGAAAUGGAUCAAGCAUGCCAAGUCUCAAUAUGAUAAUAGUCUGAAUGCUUAUAUCCGUGUCAUCAUUCGUCGACCACUUGGAAGACUUUUAGAAUUCUUUGAAGGUGUCGAGACAAUGACACGAACAAGCAGUACCCCUGAAGAGGUCUCAUUCCAUAUGAAUUACAACAAAUCACAAUUACGUAAGGUCAUCAUGAUGUAUCCUCCUAAAGAAAUCAAGAAAUCUUUGGAACAAUUGUAUAAGCGUGUGGAUAAGCAUUUUUCGGAAGAAGAAGGGCUACUACAAGUUGUUUGGCGUGGUAUUCAAGAGGAAUUUAUUCAACAGCAUGAAAGAAUGGAAAGCUUGAUAAGACAAUGUUAUCCUGAUGCUGGUGUACAUUUGGAGUUUACAAUACAGGAUUUAUUAGACAUGAUGAGUGAAUUAGCAAGGAAGGUUAACGUUUAA
Messenger RNA from Rhizopus microsporus ATCC 52813, 3004 nucleotides. RefSeq lists its product as uncharacterized. Gene Ontology annotation, cellular component: plasma membrane; exocyst. The record is from RefSeq and is a predicted model, not a curated record. Gene Ontology annotation, molecular function: phosphatidylinositol-4,5-bisphosphate binding. The transcript is spliced from 17 exons. Lineage: Eukaryota; Fungi; Mucoromycota; Mucoromycetes; Mucorales; Rhizopodaceae. Bases 68 to 3004 code for a protein of 978 amino acids. Gene Ontology annotation, biological process: Golgi to plasma membrane transport; exocytosis.